Messenger RNA from Cannabis sativa, 1044 nucleotides. RefSeq lists its product as uncharacterized. The record is from RefSeq and is a predicted model, not a curated record. The transcript is spliced from 2 exons. Lineage: Eukaryota; Viridiplantae; Streptophyta; Magnoliopsida; Rosales; Cannabaceae. The coding region runs from base 1 to 1044 and encodes 347 amino acids.
AUGGCAUCAAGCAGUAUCACUGGAAAGGAAGUGGAGAACAGAGAUGAACUCAUUAGCCUAGAUGAAGAAGAGGUAGAAGUUUUGCGGAUUCCGACAGGCAGGGCUGAAGAAGUGGCGAUAGAUACUCGAUGGUGCUUAGUGGGCAAACUCCUAACAGGGCGUGUAUCAGACUUUAACGUUUUCCAGAAUAUGAUGGCUUUUCUCUGGAAGCCGGGGAUGGGUAUGUACGUGAAAGAACUCAAUCCGAAUUUAUUCCUAUUUCAAUUCUAUCACGAGAUCGAUAUACAACUUGUCAUUGACGGGAGCCCUUGGACUUAUGAUUGGAAGCCUUUUAUCUUUACUCGUCUCAAGGAAGGUGAUAACCCACGGCUUGUUGAGAUCAAUCAUCUAGAUAUGUGGGUUCAACUACAUAAUCUACAACCGGGUAACAUGACCCUGAGUGUAGUGACAACGCUCGGGAAUUUCAUUGGUACGUUUAUUGAAUCGGAUCCUAAUAACUUUGUGGGUGUUUGGAGGGAUUUUCUUCGAGUCCGAGUUCGAAUCAAUGUGAUUAAACCAAUAAAGCGAAGGAUGAAAGUCAGUACGGAUAACGCCUCUUGGUAUUGGGCGAAUUUCAAAUACGAAAAACUCCCUACCUUCUGCUUCAUUUGCGGUAUAAUCGGGCAUUCGGAGAGAUUUUGUCCAAGGCUUUUCCUAAAGCCGUUACAUCUCCAGGAGAAACCUUACACUCUAGAACUGAGGGCUUCUCUACAGAGGCGACACUCGACAUUUGGGGCGCAGUGGCUCCGGCGUCCAUACAAGGAGGAUAUUAGGGGAGUCAAUGAAGAGGAUAUGACUUUGCAUGUGAAUAAUAAUGGGAUUUUUUUUUAUUCCACAAUUACUACAAUUAUUGACUCAAAAAGGAGAAGGCCAGACUCUAGUGAGGAGGGUAACGUGGGACCACAAGGAAAGGCUUAUUCUGGUAACACUGAUGACAUGGAGCAAGAUAUGGUGGGUCUUCCAAAAAAGGGCUUUUGGCGGGUUCUGGUUUCUAGGCCCGCCUAG